CCCCACUACUCGAGUGUCAACCGAUUGCCAAAAAAGUAGCCAGAAACUGAUCGCAUCACUCGCACCCAUUCGAAGUUUGCGUCAUCCGGUCCUGGGGUUCUGCCACUAUCGAUUUUUUGCUCGCCCUUGGGCCUUUACCUUGGAGAAAGCAUACCGGGAGAAGUGGCGACCACAAUUGCCUGGACGCGAAGCUUGAACUCGACCCAUUCACCGGUACUCUCCUCCGGUUCAUCCACCCAAUCAGCACACCAUAGCUGACCCAAAACUAUCACCAAACAUCACAAUCGGCAUGGCGAAUCUUCGGGCUGCUGGGCCUUUGCAGUGGUUUACUCUGCUCAUCAUGAUCUUAACGGCCUCUGCCGCUAUCACACUUGACGACAUCCAACCCAUCACCUCCCUGUCAAUUUCUCGCAACUGCCUCCUCACUUACCGAAAACCUCUCGAGGGCUGUGACUCGGAUGACUUCGAUGGAAAUGACUGCUCUAGGGGCUGUGCGCAGGGCGUCCUCCGGAUUGAGGACCUCCUCCAACUCUCUUGCCGCGAUGACACCGCCCCUACAAACUCACUUCUCGCAAUGGCAUUGGGAGACCAGCUGCUCGAUUUCUUGUGCUCGGACGAGCCUCAGAUUCUACCCACUUCUUUCACCUCCGAGGGGACAACAUUGACACUCUCUUCGGUCUAGCCAGAAAUGACGACUACAGCUAAGGCUUGGCCAACACUUAUCAUGAGAACCUCGACAACGGAAAGACUUACCGAGUCGACAACUUCUGAAGGUUCCGUGCCCUCGGAAGGUGGAAAAUCGCCCAAUGCCCCUGAACCGACUGUGACAUCGGAGUCCGAGUACGUUUCUACAACUAUACCACUCUCAGCAACCACGGAGAUACCCCUUCAUACAACAAGUGAUGCCGUGACCGGUACAACUACAAGCUCCGUCCGGACAACUACCGGAAACCGUCCGAUAAGGGGCGGUGGCGGAAGUCCUUAUGACCUUCCUGCUGGUGUUAGAAGUGGUCAGCAAAGGCUCUCCAUAUCGGGGUUUGAAGCUGCCUUUGGCACUCUGUUCCUUGGAGCGCUGUAUCUAUAGUUGGAGAUGCGCGUUUCGAGUUAUGGGAAUAUUGGUAUCGGAUAGAUUUUUAGUCGAGGAUGGGAAGCAAAAGGUCUUGCCUGCAAUGGCGAUAAUGUGUAGUGUUGACCACAUUGUGUAGUCUCUUGAGGCUGUGAACUGUGAGUGGUAUGUAGCAAGCCAUGCAUGGCGAGAGCAAGACGAAGAUCUUUGUCCUCUAUGUUUUGAGGGCUGAUAUCAAUUCGUCAGAGGGCAACACAACAUAUCAAAAUAAUGGUAAGGAAUCCAAAACAAUACAAACAGUAACAGUGUUCUCGG
Messenger RNA from Neurospora crassa OR74A, 1381 nucleotides. RefSeq lists its product as hypothetical. NCBI's taxonomy places the organism in Eukaryota, Fungi, Ascomycota, Sordariomycetes, Sordariales, Sordariaceae. Bases 290 to 682 code for a protein of 130 amino acids. The record is from RefSeq and is a predicted model, not a curated record. The transcript has a single exon.